AUGAUGGGGCCCCAAUUCCUCUCAAUAUUGGCUCUGCUCCUGCUCCUGGGCCUCCAAGUCUUCGCAGCAGCUCUCCCCAAUGCUGUGGCUAUCAACUUCGCGCUGAAAAACAGCCGCGCGCCCGUCGCAUUCAACCUCGCCUCCCCAGCAUCGACCCGCAGCCAGGUUGCGUCAUGGGCGUCCGCAGAUCAGGACCACCACUCCACAACCAAACGCUCUUCUUUCUUCAACCCCGACAUCCAGUCAUCCGACGAGGAAGAACGCAAAUUGACCGCCCUCCGCGAAGCAGGCUUCAUGCCAAGUCCGCCGUCAGGACUGGAUCGUGACUCGCCGAAAGCGAUUGCAGAUGCCGGGAUCGACAGUCACGCCGACGCACGGACGUUUUCACCUUCUGAACUGCCUGGCCGCAUGCGCCCUGACCUGAAUCACCAACAUGUUGUGCCAUGCCUGCCAUCCCUGACGUUCUUGGCGCUUUCCGCUGCCGUGGUUUGUGUCAUCACUGUGCUGCGCGGAGUCAGGGGUCGGAGGUGA
Penicillium riverlandense is the source of this 531-nucleotide messenger RNA. RefSeq lists its product as uncharacterized. The transcript has a single exon. Bases 1 to 531 code for a protein of 176 amino acids. NCBI's taxonomy places the organism in Eukaryota, Fungi, Ascomycota, Eurotiomycetes, Eurotiales, Aspergillaceae. The record is from RefSeq and is a predicted model, not a curated record.